AUUUUGACAACUUAAUUGACAGUUCUUGUUAUUGUUUUGGUUGACCUAAUGUUUGUGUCUAUAAGGUUAUUUUAAAUAAAAAUUGUUGAUAGAAACUGCACCACAAUGAACGCAAGAAAGCUGUGGGGUGAAAUGGAAGACGAGAGAACGGACGAGACGUUACUUCAGAAUGUCAACUUUAAUCCAAUCAUAGAAUUGGGUAUGCAAAACAUUCCCGAAAUAUCUAUCACUGUAAAAUCUUCGCCUAUCGAACUUCCAAAACCAAAUCUUAUAACUCACACCAUACAGCUACAUGCUCACGCAAGGCAGCUAACGAAUAUACUGGAACAAGCUGAGAAUGCCCUAUUUGAGGGUGCACGGAUUGGUCCAAUCACGUUACCCAUAGAGCCACCAGAACCUGAAUUAAAACUAGAACAUGACACGAACCCACCGAUUAAUUUCCUGGAAAAAGAAUAUUGUGAUUUUUCCCUAGGCAAAGGACCCAUGAUUCUGCCUUUCACUCCUGAGAGCCACAAGCGAGCACUGCGACAGUGCGCGGCCAUAGCUCUUGGUCAUGUCGGUGUGGCGACCACUACUAACGUUGUGCUCACUGCCGUAGCAGACGCUCUAGAUAUUCAUAUGACUAAUAUGUGCAAACUACUAAGGACUGUAGUGGAUAAAGAGGCAAGCGGCCUAAAAUCAGGAUUCCCAGACGCAAUUUCGAAGGUAUUUUCAGACCUCAAUGUUGGUAACCUUCAUGAAUUUUAUCAGAACAGAGUUGUGAGGUAUCACGCAAUGACUAAAAAGAAAUGUGAAGAUUUGAGACUUCAGUGUGAAGCUCUGGCUAUAAGGGACAUAGCACCACAGUUGAAGUUAGAAGAAGUGCCAGAGUUACAUUUUCCUGCUGCACUGGACGGAGCAUUCACUCCAUCCUUAGAGCCAGGGUUUCAAAUGCUGCACAGCCUAGAACAAGAAGGCUUGGAGCUGCUAGAGGCAGUCACAUCAGAUGACAUCACCAAAAUGGAUGCCAUGGAGUUCUCACAACCAGAGACUACAGCAAAACUUCCCACAUUAUCACCCAGUGCAAAGAAAAAAAGAAAAUAACUUUUAUAUUGGGUAACUAGGAUAAGUGAUAUUAUGUAAAAAUAAAUACCUUUACUACAUCA
This is a messenger RNA of Spodoptera frugiperda (fall armyworm), 1145 nucleotides long. Its product is annotated as STAGA complex 65 subunit gamma-like. Lineage: Eukaryota; Metazoa; Arthropoda; Insecta; Lepidoptera; Noctuidae. Gene Ontology annotation, cellular component: SAGA complex. The transcript has a single exon. The record is from RefSeq and is a predicted model, not a curated record. Gene Ontology annotation, molecular function: transcription coactivator activity. The coding region runs from base 106 to 1083 and encodes 325 amino acids.